Strongylocentrotus purpuratus (purple sea urchin) is the source of this 6123-nucleotide messenger RNA. RefSeq names its product programmed cell death 6-interacting protein. The record is from RefSeq and is a predicted model, not a curated record. Gene Ontology annotation, biological process: mitotic cytokinesis. The transcript is spliced from 15 exons. Gene Ontology annotation, molecular function: protein binding. Bases 26 to 2686 code for a protein of 886 amino acids. Gene Ontology annotation, cellular component: endosome. Lineage: Eukaryota; Metazoa; Echinodermata; Echinoidea; Camarodonta; Strongylocentrotidae.
GGUUCUGAAAAGCUAGAAUACCAAAAUGGCGAAUUUUCUUGCAGUACCACCUAAAAGUAGCUCCGAAGUGGAGCUUCAAAGACCUUUACAAAACUUUAUCAAGAAUACUUACUCUGAUUCUGGAGAAGGAGAUGACUUUUCCCAACAAGUCAAGGAAUUUUCGAAACAAAGGACCAACGCUGUGUGCAGGAAACUGGAUAAACAUGCCAAUUCUCUGGAUAUGCUGGCAAAAUAUUAUGACCAGCUUGAAGCAAUCGAUGGCAAACUCCCUAUCAUGGAAGGACAGAUUGCUGUAAACUUUGGAUGGCAAGAUGCUUUUGACAAAGGAUCUUUCUUGGGUGGAGCGAGGAAACAAUCUGCACCUACUGCUGCCUUUGAGAAGGUUUGUGUCCUUUUCAAUAUUGCUGCAAUGAACAGCCAGGUCGCUGCUCUGCAGAGCAUGGAUGAUGAUGAUGGUCUUAAAAGUGCUGCAAAACAAUUUGUGACUGCAGCUGGUUUUUUCAACCACAUCAAGGGUAGCGUGUACUCGGCUGUUCAAACGGUGCGGACAUGUGACAUGCAGCUAGAAUGCCUCACUGCCCUCAGCUCACUCAUGCUGGCUCAAGCUCAGGAGAGCUUUCUAAGGAAGGCCAGGAAAGACAAGAUGAAGGAUGGGAUUAUAUCUAAGGUAGCACUGUCUGCUAGUGAGCUCUAUCAAGAAGCAGCCAAAGCUCUCAGCCAGCCACAGGUCAAGGAUAUUAUUCCCAAGGAUUGGAUUCCUACAGUGCUUGGGAAGCAAUACUACAUGCAUGCCAUAUCAGAAUACCACCAGGCCCUGGUGUGCCGAGCUAGCAAGUCCUAUGGUCCAGAAGUUGGAAGGCUAAAGCAUGCAAGUGAUCUCUUGAGUGAAGUCGAACGAAAAGGGGGCCAGUACAUCGACACCAAGGACUUCGCUGCUAGAGUUAGUCAAGAGCUCAAAGCUGUGAAGAAGGACAAUGACUUCAUCUAUCAUGAUAUUGUGCCCUCGGUAGAUCAACUCAGCAGGCCUGGCACCGCCCAGAUUGCCAAACUUGUGGAUUUCUCAACACCGUUAUCUACUGAAUCAAAUGAUCUGUUUGCAUCUCUGGUUCCCCUAAGUGUUCACAAUGCAACUGUUGCCUAUGACAACCGUAAGGCGGAGGUUGUCAACAGAGAAGUUGGAAAGCUACGAGAGGGAACUCAAUUCAUGAAUAGUGUCCUAGCAUCUCUCAACUUGCCUGCAUCUAUAGAGGACCUGAAAGGAGACAGCGUUCCUCAGUCGGUCUUAGAGAAGUCCCAAGGAAUUAAACAGAAAGGAGGACUAGAGCACAUCGACAAGUUGUUCCAUGAACUACCAGAACUCCUCCAGAGAAAUAGAGAGAUUUUAGAAGAGGCCGUCCGUCAACUUGAUGAAGAGAGAGAAACUGAUGUCCAGAUGAAGGAGAAGUUCAAGGAGAAAUGGACCCGUGUUCCCUCUGACCAGCUGACCACAGCACUGAGGGCAGAAUCUAGCAAGUAUAGGACCAUUCUAAACAAUGCUGUGCAGGCUGACCACACUGUUAAGGACAAGUACAAGCAGAGCAGACCAUUCAUCAUGAUUCUAUCAAAAGACCAGGUGGAGAUAGCAGCUUCACUACCAUCGGCCAGUGGAGCUUCAGCGUUACAGGGGUCCCCUGUAGUCCAGGAGUUAAGACAACUCAUGAAGGACGUUGAUGAAAUCAAGACGGUCAGAGAAGUCCUGGAGAAUGAGAUUAAGAGUGCCACUGUAGAUAUAAAAUCAAAGUUCAUGCGGGCCCUAACAGCAGAUGGUGCAAUCAACGAAGACACCAUUUCCAACGACAGCAUUGACGACAUGUAUAGCUCCCUCAUUCAGCAGGUUCAGGAGAGUGUUCGCAAACAGGAGACAGUCCUCAACAAUGUUCAGGAUGCCAACACAAGGUUCUGUUCAGCCAAGCAGACCAAUGCAGGUGGUCAACAAAGAGAAGAGAUGCUGAGGAAUCUAGCCACUGCUUAUGACAGCUACAUGGAGCUUACAUCAAACCUACAGGAAGGCACCAAGUUCUACAACGACCUGACCCAGAUCCUUGUCAAAUUCCAAAGCAAGGUGGUUGACCUGUGCUUUGCUCGCAAGACUGAGAAAGAGGAGCUGUUAAAGGAUCUUACCCAAUCCCUGGCCCACCAACCUCCUGCAGCUGCACCAUCAGCUCCUACACACCACAGCUCAGGUCAAAGAGUACCUCCUGCGAGACCACCCCCUCCUAAUGUCAGCCGUGCACCUCAAUCUACAGCACCCCCACCCCAGGCCCCACCCCAGCAGGCAGCAUCAGCACCUCAGCAACCACCACCACCAGCAGCAGCAGCAGCACUACCACCCCAGGCGGUACCCGGUGGUUACCCUGUGCAGCCCGGCUCAGCACCCCAGUACCAACCCAUGCCAUCCUACGCACCCGGCUAUGGUGGUGCCCCCAUGUCCAUGCCCGCCCCAAUGGCGGCCUAUAAUCAGAACACCUACCCCCAGCAAGGUUACCCGCAGCAGGGGUACGGGCAGCAGCCCCCUUAUGGUUACCAGCAGCCCCCAGCACAGGGUUACCCCGGACAGGCUCCACCCCAGCAAGGCUAUCCAACACAGCCUCAAGGGUAUCCACAACAGCCCCAAUACAACCCUUAUGGACAACAGCCGCCACGUUAACUUUGUAUGUCAAUGUAUAGUUUCAAGCGUAUAAGUUCUGGUAACUUUUCUGCGUUUUAGCACAUAUCAUUGCAAUAGCAAUAUACGUAUCAAAAGAAGCAACCGGUAUCUAAUAAUUUUGUUCUCUAAUGCUGAUAAGCUCUUUUGAUAUAUUUGCAACACAAAUGAAUGAAUGAAUGAACCACCAAAAUGUAAACUCUUACUCACCUCCCCCCCCCCCCCCUUCCGAAAAACAACAACAGUGUGUUUUCAUAGUAAGUUUAUAAAUAGAUGAAUAUUUAAUGUACGUCUCUGUGUAGCCUUUCUAAUGUUCUUUCAACUUCAGAAUUUGUUAAUCCAUGUUGUGUUAGAAAUUCAAUUAAUUGUUACUAUUUUUACAAAUCAAUACCAAACAAAUGUUAUUAUAGGAUAGUACUAUGUAUCAAUGUAUUGUAUAGUGAAGUAUAUCUGACAUACUUGAUUAUUUUUUCUACUGAGGUCUAAUUAAAAAACAUACAGAGUACAAUAUUUUCUUCCGCUUGCCAAUGAGGUGUUCGGUAAUUUAUAUAUGAUGGAUUUCUGAGAAUGAAUUAGUCUUCUCGACUAUACAGCUGUGCACAGAACUGAUUUCUUAUUUGAUAUAAAAAGACAAACUGAAAAAAUUCGGAAAACAACAAGAAAAAAAAUUACACAUUUAAAAAAAAAAAUUGUAAGAAAGUUUGAGUGUGCAUUUCGAUGUGAUUUACAAAAAUGACAUAACUUGUAAUGUGUUGUUGUUUAUGUGAUAGUGUUUAAUCUAUAUAAAUAAUGGCUAGUGUUGGAUAUAAGAAUAUAUUGAAACAUAUAUUAGGUACAUGUAUAUCUAGCAUUUUUAUAGCAAAUAAAGUGAAAGUUCUAAAAUAAUAUUAUAGGUCAUUUACACCACUUGCUCGAUAUAAAGUACUUUGGUUUUUUAAAUAUUGAAAUUGAAAAGACAAAUGAUUGCAGAUAUCUGUUUUAAGCCUAUGUGUGCCUAUUGCAAUUUAAGAAAUUAUGAUUAAUUGCUCACUUGCAGAAUAUGAACAUGAACAUCAUCACCAUCCAUGAAAUAGCCUUUUAGCACCUAUACUGCCCUCUUUAGUUCCCUCUGUUCUAGUUCCCUGCUUUACACAAUUUUUCAUUGGAUGUUCUGUAGAUAGAUAUAAAGCUUAUUAGAAAUCCAACAUCUAUAUGUUAAGCCAUUUGUAUAAGAUUAUGCUUGUUAUUAUUAUUAUUAUCAUCAUUAUGCAAUAUAGAUAAGAGAGACAUUUGGACGAUCCACUGUCCUGAAAGUUGCAUUAGAAGUUCAUACUUAUAUUUGUGUCACAAUGUUUAUAUCAUCAUAUUUGUUCCUUUUGAAUGGACAGUGUUGGAAGUUUCAUGGGGAAAACAAUGAUUAAGAUCCAUCUUUUCAAGACAUGUUAAUAAAAAUACUCCAUAAGUUUGCAGCUUAUUGAUUAUAAUGUAGAUUACUGUUAGAGUCUGGUGGAGCAUUCGGUCCAUUGCUCUCAGAUGUCAUUCAAAGACUCUAGGAAUUCAGUCACCACCACCACCAUUCAAUUUGUCAUCAUGUUCAUCAUCAUGAUCACUAUCACCAUCGUUGAGCAUCUGUCUUUCCCACACUGUGAGGUUGGAAGUUUCAUUUCCUUCUUGGCCCUUCUCCAAGCCAUCCGGUCUCAGCAUCCAUCUGUGUGAGGCCAGAUACUCUUACAUCUUCUUCUAAUGUCUCCUUCUAAUGUCUCCUUCCAAAUUUUGUAAGGUCUGCCACAGGAUUUAGAGCCAGUCUCCAGAAAAUUCAUUGCAAUUUACACUGUGAAAUGCUUUUUGAUUGAUUGAGAAGAAUACAAGACAUUUUAUUUAAGUAUAUUUGAUAGAACCAUCCUCCAUACAUAGGACUAUUGUAAUUAUAAAGAAGCUUAUAUUAGGAUAAGUUUCUUGGGUCAUAUGCUAACAAAUAAUUAAUAUUUCGUAAACACAAAAUAAUGUAGUUUAUCUAUGAAAGCAUUGUUGAACAACCUGUUCAUACAUUAUUUGAUCAUUCCAUUUUUUAAAUUAUGGUAGCAUUUUAGAAAUGUAUGCCAAGCAUUUUGUUUAAUUAUGUUACAGAGUUCCUUGCAAACAAUUUUGGUAUUUGGAUACCUGUUUGAGAAUUUAUAGAAGAAUUUUGAUAGAGUGUCUGUAACGUUGUAUUUAUUAUAAAAUUUAUGAUAUCUGUGUUUCAUUUUACAUAUGAAUGUAUUAAGAACAGGCCUGUAUGAGGUCAUGUCUUGUAACAGGAAAUAAUAGGAGAGAUUUGUUCUUCUUUUGUUAAAUUUCUGAUGAAUCAUUUAAUUACAAAAGGAAAACAAAAACUCUUGUAUAUCUUUUUGAAAUGUGUGUGUUUGUUUGAUUAUUAGUGAAGUUUAAUGUUUGGAAACAAAUUUCUGGCUGUUCUUUAUAUGUCAACCAAUUGCCAGGAAAUACACUGAUUUUUGUAUUAAAGCUGUCUUAGAUGAUGUGAUUAAUUUAUAGAAUUAUAACUCUAUAACAAGUUGAUAAAAAGGUAUGUGCAACCUAUUAUUGAGUAGUAAUUUGUUACAUCUCUUUAUUAUGCUUCUGCUAUAUUGAAUAUAAAAACAAUCCUAUGAUCAUAUCCCAGAGAUGGACUAAAUUGAGGUAGAUUUCUGAGAUAAUUAUAGGCCUAUAAGUGCAGCAACAUUCACAGUCAUGACAAAUUAUCACUUUGCACCUGGGCAUUCCAUCGUUUAGUUUAGAGAAACACACUUGCCCAUUCUACAUCUUUCACUUCACAAAAUCUGUAUUGAUAACAUAUUUGCAAUUAAAGAUCAUACAGCCUUUCACAUUGCAUGCUUGCGUUAUAGGAGAAAAUGAUGUAGACAAAAAUGUAUUAGAUGAAUAGUAGAUCAUUUCACUAUCUACUCACUGCAAAUUACUGUUUGGAGCCAGAAGGGCAUUAUCUCACAUACUUUAACACAGACUUAAGACCAUUCUGGCUCUGGACAGAAGAUAUACAUUUAAGUUACAUGGAGAAAUUGGAGAUACUGCUUGGGAAACUUGGUAAGCUGAUUUCCAAUAGCAGUUUUCAUACAAUUUAGGGGCUAAGAAAUUUGGAAUUUCGCUAUUUACCAUGUUGCUUUUAAACAAUAAAUGUACUGUUUUCAUACAAUUUAGGGGCUAAGAAAUUUGGAAUUUGGCCAUUUACCAUGUUGCUUUUAAACAAUAAAUGUACUCUUUUUCUAAUCUUUGUGAAACUGCAGCAAAUAAUCAUGUCAGAAUCUUGUCUAUGAUAUCAUUUGUGUCGAUGAACAAAUAGAUCUUAUGUUAUCUUCGAUUGAGAUAUGUGUAGCCUCUAUGCGUAUGAAUGUAAUUUCAUGGAUAUUCCUAUCCAUUGUAGAAUGAUUCUUUUUUCUGGUGAAAUACAUUAAGAAUACUGACAAUAA